UGGGGUGCAGUCACGUGUGUUACUUUUGACCAGGAUAGGAGCACUGGGCAGCAGAAGUUCUGCUCGCACCUCCACAAAGGCACCUCAGACGAGUGGAGUCUGGCCUCUUCCUCCACGGUCAUACAAGUACACACUGAACGGGGGUUUCUCUAACGCACGGACAGGAUUGUUAGUUUACAACCUAAAGCUCAAGGGACAUAACUUCUAAUAUAAGGGGUUAGAGGGAUAAGAGUAAAAGAUGGCGACUACUGUUGAGACACAGGUGCAGUAUAACAACACCUACAUGAUGACUACGGAAGAGUACAUGAUUCAGGAGGACAGCUGGGACAGGGACCUUCUGCUGGACCCUGCCUGGGAGAAACAGCAGAGGAAGACGUUCACAGCGUGGUGUAACUCUCAUCUGCGUAAAGCAGGAACUCAGAUCGAGAACAUUGAAGAGGAUUUCAGGAAUGGCCUCAAACUCAUGCUGCUGCUCGAGGUCAUCUCAGGCGAGAGACUUCCCAAGCCUGACAAAGGAAAGAUGCGUUUCCACAAGAUCGCCAACGUCAACAAGGCUCUGGAUUACAUCUGUAGCAAAGGAGUCAAACUGGUGUCCAUCGGGGCUGAAGAGAUUGUUGAUGGAAACGUGAAAAUGACUCUUGGAAUGAUCUGGACCAUCAUUCUGCGUUUCGCUAUCCAGGACAUCUCAGUGGAGGAGACAUCUGCUAAAGAGGGUCUUCUGCUGUGGUGUCAGAGGAAGACCGCCCCCUACAGGAACGUCAACGUACAGAACUUCCACAUCAGCUGGAAGGACGGCCUCGCUCUGUGCGCUCUCAUCCACAGACACAGACCAGACCUCAUCGACUACUCUAAACUCAGAAAGGACGACCCUAUUGGAAACCUGAACACUGCGUUUGAGGUGGCAGAGAAAUACCUGGACAUCCCGAAGAUGCUGGACGCUGAAGACAUCGUUAACACCCCUAAACCUGACGAGAAAGCCAUCAUGACCUACGUGUCCUGCUUUUACCAUGCUUUCGCCGGUGCCGAACAGGCCGAGACGGCUGCUAACAGAAUCUGCAAGGUUCUGGCUGUGAACCAGGAGAACGAAAGGCUGAUGGAGGAGUAUGAGAAACUGGCCAGUGAGUUGUUGGAGUGGAUCCGUCGUACCAUCCCGUGGCUGGAGAACCGCGUGGCGGAGCAGACCAUGCGAGCCAUGCAGCAGAAGCUGGAGGAUUUCCGGGACUACAGGCGCGUCCACAAGCCUCCACGCGUUCAGGAGAAAUGCCAGCUGGAGAUCAACUUCAACACCCUGCAGACGAAGCUGCGCUUGAGCAACCGCCCGGCCUUCAUGCCCUCCGAGGGGAAGAUGGUGUCGGACAUUGCUAAUGCAUGGAAAGGUCUGGAGCAAGUGGAGAAGGGCUAUGAGGAAUGGCUCCUCACUGAGAUCCGUCGUCUGGAGAGACUCGAUCAUCUGGCCGAGAAGUUCAAGCAGAAAUGCUCCCUGCACGAGUCCUGGACCGGAGGGAAGGAGCACCUGCUGUCUCAGAAGGACUACGAGACGGCCUCUCUGAUGGAGAUCCGGGCCCUCAUGAGGAAGCACGAGGCGUUCGAGAGCGACCUGGCCGCCCACCAGGACAGAGUGGAGCAGAUUGCAGCCAUCGCUCAAGAGCUGAAUGAGUUGGACUAUCAUGAUGCCACUUCAGUCAACGCCCGCUGCCAGGGCAUCUGCGACCAGUGGGACAACUUGGGAACCCUCACCCAGAAGAGAAGAGACUCUCUAGAGCGUGUAGAAAAACUGUGGGAAACAAUUGAUCAGCUGUACCUGGAGUUCGCCAAGAGGGCGGCGCCGUUCAACAACUGGAUGGAUGGAGCGAUGGAGGAUCUGCAGGACAUGUUCAUUGUGCACAGCAUUGAGGAGAUCCAGAGUCUGAUCACAGCUCACGACCAGUUCAAGGCCACCAUACCAGAAGCCGACAAGGAGCGCAUUGCCAUCAUGGGCAUCCAGAACGAAAUCACGAAGAUCGCUCAGACCUACGGCAUCAAGCUGGUCGGAGUCAAUCCAUACACGGUCCUCAGCCCACAGGACAUCAGCAACAAAUGGGAUGCUGUGAGGCAGCUGGUUCCCCACAGAGACCAGAUGCUCCAGGAGGAGGUCGCAAGACAACAGGCUAACGAGAGACUGAGGCGCUCGUUCGCCGCUCAGGCCAACAUCAUCGGACCCUGGAUUCAGACCAAGAUGGAGGAGAUUGGUCAGGUGUCGGUGGAUAUCUCCGGCUCUCUGGAGGAACAGAUGAAUAAUCUGAAGCAGUACGAGCAAAACAUCAUUAACUACAAAUCCAACAUUGACAAACUGGAGGGAGAUCACCAGCUCAUUCAGGAGGCCCUCGUCUUCGACAACAAACACACCAACUACACCAUGGAGCAUGUCCGUGUGGGAUGGGAGCAGCUGCUCACCACCAUCGCUCGCACCAUCAACGAGGUGGAGAACCAGAUCCUGACCCGCGACGCCAAGGGCAUCAGCCAGGAGCAGCUCAACGAGUUCAGAGCCUCCUUCAACCACUUCGACAGGAAGAGAAACGGCAUGAUGGACCCCGACGAUUUCCGCGCAUGUCUGAUCUCUAUGGGUUACGAUCUGGGUGAGGUGGAGUUCGCCCGCAUCAUGACCCUGGUGGACCCCAACAACACGGGCGUGGUCACCUUCCAGGCCUUCAUCGACUUCAUGACGCGCGAGACCGCUGAAACCGACACUGCUGAACAGGUCGUGGCCUCCUUCAAGAUCCUGGCCUCCGACAAGCCCUUCAUCACUGUGGAAGAGCUUCGUCGUGAACUGCCCCCCGAGCAAGCCGAGUAUUGCAUCAGCCGCAUGACCAAGUACAUCGGCCCCGAAGGGUCCUCUGGAGCCCUGGAUUACAUCUCCUUCUCCAGCGCCCUCUACGGAGAGAGCGAUUUAUAAACGUCUUUCAUUUUCUCCUUCUUUCUCUCUCCUCUCGUUUUCUCCAAAAGCCCCCAAAUGUAGCUUUCAAUCUGAGAGAGAGUUAAUAAUAUCCCUCGUUUCCCCCUCAUAAAUAUUCUGUUUUUCUGUCUACAUUGCUAGCUUUAACAUCGUACUGUGUGUCUUACAUCCACCCUAUAAACGGAGGGAUGAUGUGCAACGGGGGUUUUAAUCUCAAAUUAUGUCCAAUUUGGAUGGCAGACGCUUGUGUCUCCAUACGCAUCUGAUAUGAAGAGUCAACAUGGAAUCAAAACCGACCGUAUUCACGUUCCUGAUGGUCUUACGCUACGCAAAUAAUGUCUUCAUAAUCUUUCACUGAAAUAUAAUAACUUGCUCCGCCUCUGAAACGACUUUCUGUUACAGAUGGUGUCAUCUAGGCCGGGAAUGAUUCGACAAAUAGCCAUUUUUAGGUUUGUAGGUUAUUGUCUCACUAAAAAUCUUGCCAAUAGUCAAUGCACACACAUUCAGAUCUGGAUUUAUUCUGGAUAUGAAACACUUUUCACCAACCAAAUGGAUAAAAAAUAAGUCCCGCCCAACAUUAUAAAGGUUAAAUGGGUUGUGAAUGCGUUUCAUGUUGACUUUAGCACUAAGCCUUAUUUUUUUCUCUCUGUGCCUAAAAAAAACCUUCCAACGUGAUAAAAGAUAUAUUAAAAAGUGUGUUUGUUGAUGCUAAUAAGCGCUUGUGAAGAUGCAUGCUGCGUUUAUUCUACUGGCAUUAAUAUGCGAGAGAGACCCCCCUCUUGUUUGGUCUGUACUGUAUUUUUAGACCCCAAAAAGCACUACUAGUGUCCAGUGUCUUCUUAAUAUGAAACUGUGAGAACAACUGAUUCGUCUCCACACAGAACGAUGUGUGUCUGUAUGUUGUGUUGUCAUGUGUCACCCCUUUAAUAUUGUUUAUGAUGUACGUCUUUCAAAGCAAAUUCAUGAUUUGUUUUUCUUUUAUUUGGAGCGGAUGUGCCAAAUUAUCAACCAAAGCCAGUAAAUGAAAUUAAAGAUGUUA
Messenger RNA from Rhinichthys klamathensis goyatoka, 3971 nucleotides. It is a transcript of the gene actn3b, whose product is annotated as actinin alpha 3b. The transcript is spliced from 21 exons. Gene Ontology annotation, cellular component: cell junction; Z disc; plasma membrane. Lineage: Eukaryota; Metazoa; Chordata; Actinopteri; Cypriniformes; Leuciscidae. Gene Ontology annotation, molecular function: actin filament binding; calcium ion binding. Gene Ontology annotation, biological process: muscle cell development; actin cytoskeleton organization. Bases 239 to 2932 code for a protein of 897 amino acids. The record is from RefSeq and is a predicted model, not a curated record.